AUGUUACCGACGGAUCUGCAGUGCCAUUAUCCAAAUUGGCCCAACCACUUGAAGAAUCCCGUCGGCCUCCCACAUAAUAACAUUUUCUUCGCCCCACACGCCAAGAUGCAUUUCUCCGUCAUCGCCCUCCUCUCCCUCUCCGCCCUCGCUCUUGCGGCGCCGCAGGCCAACGUUGCGCCUACGUGCGGCAGAGAUAGCGACUGCACCAGCUUCUGCAGCGGAGGACCAUGCACGAAGCCGUUCUGCGGACUGUCUGCUUUUGGUGACGACCGCUGCUUCUGUGGAGGAUGCUAA
This is a messenger RNA of Colletotrichum lupini, 294 nucleotides long. RefSeq lists its product as uncharacterized. The coding region runs from base 1 to 294 and encodes 97 amino acids. The transcript is spliced from 3 exons. Lineage: Eukaryota; Fungi; Ascomycota; Sordariomycetes; Glomerellales; Glomerellaceae. The record is from RefSeq and is a predicted model, not a curated record.